Molecule: messenger RNA, 1022 nt
Organism: Sardina pilchardus (European sardine)
Lineage: Eukaryota; Metazoa; Chordata; Actinopteri; Clupeiformes; Clupeidae
Gene: rwdd1
Product: RWD domain containing 1
Exons: 7
Coding region: 97-819 (240 amino acids)
Biological process (GO): cytoplasmic translation
Molecular function (GO): protein binding
Source: RefSeq, a predicted model, not a curated record
CCACAUCUAAUCGAUCUCAGAAGGCCUCAGUGGGGAAGACUCAUUUGUGGAUUGUAACGUGGUCAGUCCUAAAUAGAUGGACAGGAGUGAUAGAAAAUGACAGACUACGGAGAGGAGCAGAGGAAUGAGUUGGAAGCAAUAGAGUCCAUUUACCCAGACUCUUACACAGUUCUGUCAGAGAAUCCAGCAAGCUUCACCAUCACAGUCACUUCAGAAGCAGGAGAAAAUGACGAAACGGUGGAAGUGACAUUAAAGUUCACUUAUGUGGAGAAAUAUCCGGAUGAGCCUCCCCUCUGGGAGAUCCACGCACAGGAGAACCUGGAGGAUUCGGACGCAGAGGAAGUCCUCAGUUUACUACAACAGCAGGCAGAGGAGAACCUUGGGAUGGUGAUGAUAUUCACAUUAGUCACUGCUGUGCAGGAGAAACUCAAUGAAAUCGUGGACCAGAUCAAGAGCAGGGAAGAGGAGGCCAGGCUGCAGGCGGAGAAGGAGUUAGAGGAAGCUGAGAAGAAAGCCUUCCAGGGUACAGUGGUGACCAUCGAGAACUUCCUGUCGUGGAAGGCAGGCUUUGAGCAAGACAUGGCGGAGAUCAGGAAGAAGAGACAGAAAGAGGAAGAGCAGACGGGGAAGAACAAACUCACAGGAAAACAGUUAUUUGAAACAGACCACAAUCUCGACACGUCAGAUAUCCAGUUUCUGGAGGACGCUGGGAACAGCGUGGAGGUGGACGAGUCCCUCUUCCAGGACAUCGACGAUUUGGACCUGGACGAAGACGACCCGGACUUUGACCCGUUAGCGCUCGGCAGCGAUGAGGACUGAAGUGACGUAUUCCGCGUGAAAGGUGCAGACUGAUGGGCAACGCACCGCAAAGCACCGCUGCCUGUCAGCCGCUUCCCUGUACGAAACACAGACUGUCUCCGCAAUCAAGCUGUAAUCUGUGAUGAUGCCGUAUCGGGGUGUUUCUGUGCAACUCUCCCCUGUUGUGAUUUCUACGCCUAUGCCAUUAAAGUCGUCAGCCGUUA